This is a messenger RNA of Anguilla anguilla (European eel), 2117 nucleotides long. Its product is annotated as arrestin domain-containing protein 3. The coding region runs from base 244 to 1488 and encodes 414 amino acids. Gene Ontology annotation, cellular component: cytoplasm. Gene Ontology annotation, biological process: protein transport. NCBI's taxonomy places the organism in Eukaryota, Metazoa, Chordata, Actinopteri, Anguilliformes, Anguillidae. The transcript is spliced from 8 exons. The record is from RefSeq and is a predicted model, not a curated record.
ACGCGAGUAGCUUGUCUUCGAACAGAGACCAUAGCGCCGAGAGGUGUGCAAUAACAGCAACAGUGCUGUUAUUUUAUCCUCCAAAUCUCAAUGAACUGUUUGCUAAGAAAGCACUGAUCUUGCCUGCAGCUUUUGCAGGGCAAAGGCAUUGAUCAGUGUAACCAAAAGUACAUUUCCUUUCCUUAUGAGAUUAUUUUCAUAGACUUUUAUUACUAGUCAUUUGUAAUAUACAUUCAUACAACCAUGGUGCUAGGGAAGGUUAAGAGCUUCACAGUAAGCUACGACUGUCUGAAUGACAGCAACGUCCCCGUUUUCUCAAGCGGGGAUUCGGUCUCAGGAAGGGUGAUCAUCGAAGUCACCGGAGAAAUACGCGUGAAAUCUCUCAACAUUCACGCCAAAGGAAUUGCUAAAGUUCGUUGGACUGAAUCACGAAAUGCUGGAUCCAAUACUGCCUACACUCAAAAUUACACCGAAGAGGUGGAAUACUUAAACCAUAGUGACAUCUUAAUCGGACAUGAAAGAGAUGAGGAUAACUCGGAGGAGAGUCUCACCACUCUCCAUUCAGGAAGACACGAGUAUGCAUUUAGCCUUGAGCUUCCACAAACACCUCUGGCUACCUCCUUUGAAGGCAAGCACGGCAGUGUCCGGUACUGGGUAAAAGCUGAACUACACAGACCCUGGCUACUCCCCAUGAAAGUGAAAAAGGAAUUCACUGUCUUUGAACACAUAGACAUCAACACUCCUCUGUUACUGUCUCCCCAGGCAGGCACGAAAGACAAGACAUUGUGUUGCUGGUUCUGCACCUCAGGCCCCAUCUCCUUAAGUGCCAAAAUUGAAAGGAAGGGUUACACCCCAGGAGAGUCCAUUCAGAUCUUCGCUGAAAUCGAGAACUGCUCCUCCCGCAUGGUCGUGCCAAAGGCAGCUGUUUACCAAACACAGACCUUCUACGCCAAAGGGAAAAUGAAGGAGGUCAAACAGCUAGUUGCCAACUUGCGGGGGGAGUCGCUGUCGUCCGGGAAAACGGAGACGUGGAGCGGAAAAAUGCUGAAGAUCCCACCCGUCUCUCCCUCCAUCCUAGACUGCAGCAUUAUCCGAGUGGAGUACUCUCUGAUGGUGUAUGUGGACAUUCCUGGAGCGGUGAACCUGUCCCUCAACCUGCCGUUGGUCAUCGGCACCAUCCCCCUCCACCCCUUUGGAAGCCGCACGUCCUCCGUCAGCAGCCAGUGCAGCAUGACCAUGAACUGGCUUAGCAUGGCCCUGCCGGAGAGACCUGAAGCACCACCGAGCUAUGCAGAAAUCGUCACGGAAGAGCACAGGCGGAAUGGCCAGGACCUGGCUGCCGCUAGGGACGAAUUUGAGGGCACACUGUUCGCUUACAUACAAGAGUUCCGUUUCCAGCCCCCUCCACUCUACUCCGAGAUCGAUCCAAAUCCGGAUCAGGUCAGCGGAACCGAGGAAAGGAGGCCUGACACCUGUCCAUCACGCUGAAGGGCACGCCCAACACCCGCCCAGUGUAGGCGGUCCUCUUGUCAGUUCGUUUUUUUUUCCCCCUUGAUGGCAUCCUCAACUUGCUGCCAACGUUGAGAGGAAAAAAAACAAAUAUCCUAAGUGGACGCGGUCCUUGCCCAGAGAUGUGCAGGAAGUGUCCGACAGGUCACUUCCUGUCCACCUUGGGUCAGACGCAUACAAACACACCAGACUUCUGCCUGUUGAGUGUUUUUUAUUAUAAUUUUUUCCUGGUUUCCUCCGUGACCUUGGCAUUUACAUGACUCUAACCCAGUAGAGCUAUCGCAUCGAGAACUGUGCCGAAUAAAGGAAAAAUUAAAGAAAAACAGAAACAAACAUCUGUAGUGCUCAGCAACAGUCGACUACGGAGCAAAGACUACACGCCUCCUGCCUCAUUUGGAAUUUUGCACAUAUUAUUCUUUGCUUUUGUUAUGUGGUUCCAUUUAAAAAAAAAAAAAAACACUAAUUAUCAUUUUUGCCACUCGUAUAUGCUGGACUAAGUGACUGCAGGCUUUAACUCCUAGCUAACUCCUUGUCCGCACAACUAUGAACAAUGCAAAGGAGAACUUUAAGAAGAAAAACUGAAUAAGACAAAAAAAAAAAAAAAAAAA